Messenger RNA from Cephus cinctus (wheat stem sawfly), 1653 nucleotides. RefSeq names its product protein takeout (gene Jhbp2). The record is from RefSeq and is a predicted model, not a curated record. Bases 27 to 788 code for a protein of 253 amino acids. NCBI's taxonomy places the organism in Eukaryota, Metazoa, Arthropoda, Insecta, Hymenoptera, Cephidae. The transcript is spliced from 4 exons.
AAGACUUGAAGAUCAGGAAGAUUAACAUGAAGGGUGUUCUUAUACUGUGUGCUUACUCCUGCUUCUUCCUGGCAGGAGUCGAUGCCAUCGGCAAGUACAAAGGAUUGGAAUUCCUGGAGCCAUGUUCGCGACAUGAUCCUGAGCUAGAGAGCUGCUUGGCCAAAUCCGCCAACGUCCUGACUGAGCAUUUUCGUCAUGGUCUGCCACAGUUGGGGUAUUCUGAGGUGGAGCCAAUAAUACUUGACGAAGUGCACAUUGCUCUUGGAGGAGGUCCCGACGGUUACAGAGCCCAAUUUAAGGACGUAGCUGCUAAGGGUGUCUCUGCCCUGAGAGUAACAGGUCUCAGGGCGCGUCUAUCCGACGAUGAAGUUCAGCUGCAGCUGGCCCUGAGCAUUCCGAGAAUCAGGGCAGCCGCUAAGUACAGAUCGAGUGGGACUCUCAUUCUGGUCCAGGCCAGUGGCGCUGGGGAUUACUGGGGAGAAUAUGAGGGUGUGAAGGCUAAGGUAUUCAUCCGGGCCAAACCAUUCUCUGCCCAUGGACGUCAGUACCUGAGACUUCAGCAACUCAAAAUGGACUUCAGCGUACAAAAUAUCAGGAUGGGCGUCGAGAAUGUUCAUGAUGGCAAUACGAUUCUACAAGCUGCCCUGAAUCUGUUCAUCAACAGCAACAGUCAGGAAUUAUUAAAGGAAAUGAAACCGGACCUGCGCAGAAAGUUGGUCCAGGUCAUGACAGCUUUCGUUGAGAAACUGUUUUCUCAGGUUCCGUAUGACGCUUGGAUUUCUGAUUAAAAGAAAGAAAACAUGUUGCCAAUGCGAAAAGAAAUUCGUGACAGUAAUUCUGUUCGCAUUCUGUAAGACGAAUGAAAGAUAGAUCUUGGAAAUCUACCGGAAGUCAAGGAAAAACUUUUUUUUUAAAUGAGAAAAAAAAUACCUGACAGCUCAAGAAAUCGGGAGAAUUUCUAAUUAUCCUUUGUCUUUCAAUCUUCCGGCUCUUCCGGAAGUUAUUUCUUAUCUAUGCAACUUCAGACUGCUUUUUCACUUCCUGACAGGAUUACAGUAGAUAUAAGCCCAUACUUGAAAAUGUUUCAUGAACUUCGUUUCCUGGAACAGAUUAACUUUUCAGUAACUUUCAGUACUGCCCCAUUCAUAUAAUAUUCUAAAAUCAUUUUGAUUGAAGAAAUACAAGUGACCAUCAUCCACUCAUAAAUUAAUGUGUAAUAAUGAUAAUGACGUUAACUCAUAUGACUAGCACACUGAUAAUUAUGAUAUUUAAGCGUUACAGGAAUCUCAUUUUAGUUUAGUACCUUAAGUCAGUCCCAUUGCAGUCUUACUGGGACAUCAUGCCCUUUGUACCUUAUUUUUAUACUUCAUUUUUUUUCGAUUCAUUCUUUCCUUUUUGUACGUGUGUAUUUAUUGAAUAAACUUAGGAUAGAAUGACGCAGCCACAUUUGUUUCGCAAAGCCCCAUCAUUUGGAAUGCCGUGUGUUCCUUGAAUGCGUGACAGUAAUAUUCAAUUCACGCCUAUACCUCCUGCAGCCUUGCUUCCUGAAAAUAUGACGGAACCAAGAUAUUACAAAACUACGUACGAUUCCACCAGAAAAAUUGUGUCUCUUGACGAGACAUAGAAAAUAAAAAAAAAAAGUAAAAAAAGAAA